CUGUAAAAUGACACUAUGUGGCUGGAAAGCUUGUUACACUGCCCCUUUAAGGGUUUGCUCACUCAUGCAGAAGUGAGCAAACCCUGGCAGGUUAGUGCCAGUUUUCGUACAUUUUCACCUCUGACAAAUUUUACACCCUGACAAAUAUCAGUCCAGAAGCAGCAGAAUUAAAUAUUUUGUAGAGUCACAUGUUUCUAUUUAGAUACUUGUUCUCAUUUGUAUAUAUUUAAUGCAUUUUAUACAUAAAUUUCUUUACACACGUUUUAAAUUCUAUACCACUAACAGUUAUGUUUGGUAAUGAGCCUGUCUGCCAAUACGCAAUUUGUGAUAAUUAUAUGUAUCCCUGUGUGAAAUGACUGCAAAGGAAUACUUUCCUUUGAACUGAACAGAACGUUCUCUUUGGACUACUGUACAAUCUAACUCUGCAGAGGAGCAGAAACAGAGCAGCUUUGUAAAGAAACCUCUGACUCAGGACGAUGUUCAGCUUCUGGCUACAAGCUGGAGUCAUUAACUGAUUCGUAGGAAGUCCUUUUCCACGCAGGUCCAGUAACAGCAACAGUCUGUUUUCUGAGGGGGUGGGUUCUGUUCGUUUCCCGGCAAAAUUGAGUCCAGAAAUUUCCUGCACGUGGGGGAAGUGCGACCACCUCUCUCCUAAUAUGGUCAAAGCUUCCGCUUGGAAGAGCGCGGAGCCCUUCACGGGCUGUGGGAAACAGCGGUUACAGAUGUCUGGUUGCCGCAAAUGUUUACACCUGGAAGCAGAUUUCUCUCAGGAAAUGUGUAACUGUCCGGAAAUCAUCGCGAGUCUGAGUCUGUUUGGCGCCGUCUUUGCGGAACACUGGAGCGUCUUUUGUUUACAUGUCGGCUAAGUGAAACUAAUAAACAGCAAGUGAAGGUAGCCUACUACAGCCUUAGCAUUAACGGGGCCGUUUAAAAUAAAGAGAAACUGAAAGAAGCUGCUGCAUCAUGAUGCAUCAUCAUCAUCAUCAUCUGCCGGGAGUCAAACCGCCUGCACUCAAAACUGCUGGGAGCAGCUGACUGAGCAGCUCAGUCCUCACACAGCAUCAGCAGCUCACCGAGCUACCUGCAGCCCAGGAGGGUCGGCCUGACUCACCCUGCUAGGCUGGAUGUGUGCUGAUCCGGACAGGGUGAACGUCGGUCCUGUUGGAGGAGAAACAUGCCCCUGCUGUUUAUGGAUACCGGGUGUGAGCUUAGCAGCCCCUGUGGCUCCCUGUCAGCGGAGGAGUGCAGCAGCAGCACCUCUGCUCUGGACAGAGAAGGAGAGGGGAACAAGCCUCGACCCAGAGUGACAAAAAGGCGAGAAAAGAACCGAGACGCGGCGAGGAAAAGCCGGCGUAAACAAACGGAGAGAGCUGAUGAGCUGCACGAGGAGCUGCAGAGUAUUGAGCAGUCAAAUUCGGCUCUGCAGAAGGAAAUUGCAAAGCUGAAGAAAGACCUCCGCCUCUAUGAGACGGCGCUGGAACGCCACAAACCUCACUGCCGCCUAAAGGACGCCGCUCCGUCCCCGGCAGAUCUCAAAACCAGCUCCGCUCCUCUGCAGGGCUCUUCCUCCUUAAACACCAGAGCUGGUUUAAAAGCCUUCAGUGAUCCUGAAAAGACUCGCCUCCCGUCUUCAUCUUCCUCUCCAGCAGCAGCAGCAGCCUCGUCGGCUAAACUCCUCGUCACAUCGUCCUCGUCGACUUCUACCUAUUCUGCCUCUUUCUCCACACAUCCAGCUCCUCAUUCUUUGUUUUGUGAACCGCCUCCCAGCUUCGUUCCCUCCACAGCAGCUCAGCUACUGACCAACGAAGCUAACACAACCGCCUCAGCAUCUCAAAGCAGUUCCUUUACAGACGAUUCAUUUUUAAGAACCCUCAGUUCCUCCUUUGCAGCUGCACCCGCAGUGCAUUCCUCCUCAGAUUUACCGAAGCAAAGUACUCCCAGGAAUCUGCCUCAGUUUCCUCCCUGCAGGUUCGGUGGAAGCAGUGCUGCGACCUUAGUGACCUCUCCCCCUGCUGCUCCUCUAGCCUCCAUCGACGGUUACGAUCACCAGGUUUCUCCAGCUCCUGAGUCUCUGCUGUCCCUGCUCACCGUGCCCAGCCCUCUGAAUCACUGUCAGAUCAGCUUUAACGCACCAGCACCAGCACCAGCACCAGCACCAGCCGCCUCUAAAGACAUGUCUCUCUCUGAGCUGCUGGAGGUCAACGAGUGGAUCCUGAGUGACUUCGGCAACCAGUAGCAUCACGGAACAGCU
Poecilia reticulata (guppy) is the source of this 2251-nucleotide messenger RNA. It is a transcript of the gene batf2, whose product is annotated as basic leucine zipper ATF-like transcription factor 2. Gene Ontology annotation, biological process: regulation of transcription by RNA polymerase II. Gene Ontology annotation, cellular component: nucleus. NCBI's taxonomy places the organism in Eukaryota, Metazoa, Chordata, Actinopteri, Cyprinodontiformes, Poeciliidae. The record is from RefSeq and is a predicted model, not a curated record. Gene Ontology annotation, molecular function: RNA polymerase II cis-regulatory region sequence-specific DNA binding; DNA-binding transcription factor activity, RNA polymerase II-specific.